AUGGAUAUCUGUGGUACGAAAUGCAUCCCACAGAAAUACCUGAUGACCGACCAUGGCUUGGAGGCUGUGCAAAUCUUGUAUGUUCAUUCUUCGCCAACAAGCAGCAGGGCGGAAAACGAAACGAUGCUCAAUCAGCCGAUGAACGACUGUGCAUUGCAGAAGCUGGAUUAUAUCAAAGCGUUGGAGAGUGAAAAGGCGGAACUGGCAAAAUAUAGCGGCGCGUUCGAAUGCUGCAAGAUGGUGAAGCAUCAGCUUUCGCAAAGCAUGGCAAAUGCGAAAAAGACCACGAAUGCCAAUUCGAUGACCACCUCAGAAAUGUUGAUCCUGCCAACGUUCCUGGAUCCCAGCUAUCGUUUCAUCUCCCGUCUGCUUGCUGAUGACGGGCGAAUUCUGAAAGAGAUCGAAAGCGACAGCGGUUGCCAAAUCAAGAUCUGUGGACAACAAGUGCCAUUCUCCUCGGCUGCCGAUUCAGACGACGUAACGAAAAAUGCCUACGUUACGCCUGACGAUAAGCUACACCUUUGCCUGGAAGCGACGGGCAACGGAGAAGCCGCCAAACAGAAAAUCACCACCGCAAUUACCAUGUUAAACUAUAUGGCUUCCAGUAUUUAUAAUUAG
Soboliphyme baturini is the source of this 618-nucleotide messenger RNA. Lineage: Eukaryota; Metazoa; Nematoda; Enoplea; Dioctophymatida; Soboliphymatidae. The record is from the annotation of a GenBank genome assembly.